CACAGUUACCCCUCAUUUUUACGGUGAUAAAACUUAUUACACCCAGGAGUGUGCAAUGAUUGGUUGUUGUUAACUUUUCUAGUACAUAUGAUAUGAUUAAUAUAUAGUACAUGAAAUUUGAAGUGUACUAAAGAGUGUCUGAAAAACCAAGUCUAGCUGUGAGGGAUGGACAGAAGAUGCUGUUACAAAGAUUUGCUACCUUUUACUUCUCUUGUUGGCAAUGAAUGCAUGAUUGUUGGUGUAUACACUUUGUUCAAAGUAGCUACUUUGCAAGGAUUGAGUAACUAUGUUUUUAUUGCUUACUCUUAUACUGUUUCAACUAUUGUCCUUCUUCCUGUAUAUUUUUUCUAUACAAGAUCAAGAGUGGUUCCUCAACUCAGUUUCUCCAUCCUAUUUAAAAUUGCUCUUCUUGGGGUCAUAGGAUGUUCUUCUCAGAUUUUGGGGUAUGCUGGCAUCAGUUACAGUUCUCCUACACUUUCCUCUGCAAUUGGAAACCUCAUUCCUGCUUUUACCUUCAUGUUAGCUGUCAUUUGCAGGAUGGAAAAGAUAGCUAUUAAAAGCAGAACUACACAAGCUAAGAUUUGGGGAAGCAUUAUAUCAAUAUCAGGUGCAUUUAUAGUGACACUUUACAAAGGCAAAUCAAUCAUCAUUGCUCAUAAUUCCAUUCACCUUCAACAAUCAAAUAGCAUUCUUACUUCAAUUGAUACAAAUUGGGCAAUUGGUGGACUUCAGCUAACAGUAUCCAAUAUACUACUUACAAUAUGGUUCAUUGCACAGGUGGAAAUCAUGAAGGAGAUUCCAGAUGAACUAACUAUUGUCUUCAUUCACAACAUAUUUGCAACCAUUUUAGCUUCAACCGUAGGUUUUUUAGCAGAGAAAAAUAGGAGUCUUUGGAAGAUAAGACCAGACAUAUCAUUGAUCUCUAUCAUUUGCACCGGAAUAUUUGGCAAGUUCCUGAGCAGUGCAGUAUAUGCUUGGGCAAUACAUUUAAAGGGUCCUGUAUAUGCAACAAUGUUCAAGCCACUUUCAAUUGUUAUUGCUGUUGCUAUGGGUAUUUUGUUCCUUGGUGAUACUCUUCAUAUUGGAAGGUGA
This is a messenger RNA of Medicago truncatula (barrel medic), 1092 nucleotides long. Its product is annotated as WAT1-related protein At5g40240. Gene Ontology annotation, cellular component: membrane. The record is from RefSeq and is a predicted model, not a curated record. Gene Ontology annotation, molecular function: transmembrane transporter activity. The coding region runs from base 166 to 1092 and encodes 308 amino acids. NCBI's taxonomy places the organism in Eukaryota, Viridiplantae, Streptophyta, Magnoliopsida, Fabales, Fabaceae. The transcript has 6 exons.